AUGUUCACACUACGUUCCUUGGCCAUUUUGGCUGUAUUUGCCGCAACAGCUUUAGCCUCAAAACAGAGCUCGAAUGACCGAGAACUUGUCGUCGCCAUAUAUGGCGGUGGUCUUGCCAGCGCCACUCUUGCGCAAGCUCUUAAGGGCUCUUCAAAUCUUAACGUCCAGUACUUCGACCCAGCACUUGAUUUGACACCAACAUCGUUCCGACUUUUCGGAUUCGACCCUAAGGUCCAUGAUGCGCUGGCGCUUGUGAAUGAGGAAGCGGGAGGCGCGAUUGAGCGAUCAGGAUGGUAUCCGGAAGAGCCAAGCGUUGUCGUUGUUGGCCAAGGUUCAGAUGCAGACACCGUGGUGCUGGAUUGGGCACAGCUCAAAAACACCACACAUCAUCCUCAAGUCACCGUUGUAGAUCCGAAGCCGUUCCUCCAACAGAUGCUCAACGGUACCGAUGAAUCUCGUCUUCAUCCAAACAAGACGUUGGUGUCCAUCACUCGCAAAGAUCUCUCCGCAAAAUACCCACUUGAGCUCAAGUUCCAGGAUGGCAGUAUUCAACAUGCUGACGUCCUCAUCGGCGAUGACGGUCCUUUCGGUCAGAUGCGCUCCGAGGUUCUUGGGGCGAAGCAUCCCGCCAAUGCACCCGUGUUCAUGAACUUCUUGUCCGCAGUGGCUCACGUUGCGCCGGAUGAUGCAGAGAAGCUUCUUGGCCAAAAGUAUGGUAACCGCGAUCUUGGUCGACGCUUUGAGCGCGUUGGUAUGGGAAGCUGGUUUCUCAACGCAUACCUCGAGGGCUUCUCAACAUGCCUGGGAAGCUUCUACACUGAGGAGGCAUAUGAUUUGUCGCAGUUCACUCGCACAACCUCUGUAAAAGAACUCACUGCGCGUUUUAGUAACCUCAACGAAGCUGACAAUUCCCAAAAGAUCCUAAGUGGCUACUCCGGCCUCCGUCUCAUCCCGGAAAUCGAACACUCUCCCGCACCAACCUACAUCAACGGCCUCGUUGCCAUGCAAGGUAACGCGGCUCACUUCAUGACCAACUUCCAACAACUGGGUCCCUCUCAGCAAAUCGAAGAUGCCAUGAUCCUCGGCACUCUUCUGCGCUCUGCCCACAGCCGUGCUGAUGUGGAAGCUGCCUUAUAUGCCUAUGACACUGUGCGUCGCCCGCGCUCCCAGUGGGUCAGCGAGCACGGCAAGCGUCUUGGCUGGCUAUGGACCGGCAUGGUCGAAGAUGUCGGAAUUGAUGCGAAGAAGCUCAAGAAGGCGAUGCUGCAGUGGAAACAGGACAGCGAGGCGUUUGAUCUCAAGGCACACAAGAAUGAGGCGGUGAAGAUCAUGAAACAAACCAUCAAAGAGAGAUCGGGUAGCGAAAAAAUAAUCACUCAAGAAGAAAAGAUCAAGGCGGGAUUUCAGGGCCUGUGGGAGGCAAUGAGGGAGAAGAGUGGUGAGCAGGUCGAGCUCUGA
This is a messenger RNA of Parastagonospora nodorum SN15, 1458 nucleotides long. RefSeq lists its product as hypothetical. The record is from RefSeq and is a predicted model, not a curated record. Lineage: Eukaryota; Fungi; Ascomycota; Dothideomycetes; Pleosporales; Phaeosphaeriaceae. Bases 1 to 1458 code for a protein of 485 amino acids. The transcript is spliced from 3 exons. Gene Ontology annotation, biological process: secondary metabolite biosynthetic process.